Messenger RNA from Ixodes scapularis (black-legged tick), 5171 nucleotides. RefSeq names its product cholesterol transporter ABCA5. Lineage: Eukaryota; Metazoa; Arthropoda; Arachnida; Ixodida; Ixodidae. Gene Ontology annotation, biological process: transmembrane transport; lipid transport. Gene Ontology annotation, molecular function: ATP binding; ABC-type transporter activity; lipid carrier activity. The transcript has 30 exons. Bases 201 to 5153 code for a protein of 1650 amino acids. Gene Ontology annotation, cellular component: membrane; intracellular membrane-bounded organelle. The record is from RefSeq and is a predicted model, not a curated record.
UGGAACCCGAGCAGAGAGCGGAUCCUUGCGCCGAGGAGUGCGGCGAGUGCCCCCCGACGCACCACUCGGAUACUGAAGGGACCUUGGUGAACUCGGGGCUGAGAGGGCAGCCUCCCCGGGCCCCGGCAUGCCGCCCGUCUGACGACCCGACGCCUACCUCUACCUGUCGCCUGUGUCGUCGUCGUCGCGCUGCCGGCGAGAUGGCAAACGGCCGACGUAGCACGUUCUGGAACCAGCUGUCGGCACUUGUGUGGCGGAACUACCUGCUCAAGAAGACCGAAAAGGCCAAGACGUUCUGGGAGGUGAUAAUGCCGCUGUUGAUGGUGGCCUCGCUCAUGAGCAUCCGCAGCGGCCUCAAGCCGAGCUCCAAGCCCGCGCACCGCGGACCUCUGGGCCACGUGCUGCUCGUGACGCCCUCGCACCUGUCCCAGAUCACGACCGAGCUGAUGGCGGCUCCGGCCACGGCCCAGGUGGGCGCCUUCAUGCGCCAGGUCGUCGAGUUCCUCAACAGCAACACGUACAGCAGCGGCUUCAACUUCUCCCUCUACAACAACUCGAGCGACAUGGAGCAGGCGUACCGGUUUAAUGUUACGCACUCGGCAGUUGGCAUCGUCUUUUCGGAUGACCUCGAGAAGUCUGGUUCCUACCAAAUCCGUUUUCCCCUGCGGCAUGUGCCUUCGCCUGACGUGAAGCGAGUUGGAAUAGAGAUGUGCAGAGUGAAGCACUUCAUCUUUUCGUCCGACUCCGUGAUGUGCCCGGCAGCCUCCUAUUAUUCCAGCGGCUUCAGCACCCUCCAAGCUGCGAUCGACUUCUGCUUCAUCAAGCUCUGGACCAAGGCAGACGCGCGGCUGCCGGAGCUAGUGGUGCGGCUCUUGCCCAAGCCUCCGUACGUGGACCCGGGCACCACGUGGAGGUCUCUGGUGCCCCUCUACCUGACGCUGGCCUUCUCGCCCUUCGUGUCCGUGCUCUGCGUCAACAUCGUACUCGAGAAGGAGCGCAAGAUCAAGGAGGGCAUGCUCAUGAUGGGCAUGAUGCCCUCAGCCUACUGGACCGCGUGGUUCCUGGUCGAAGCCGUGGUGGUAGUGAACGUCUGCUUGAUCAUGACGGGGAUGGUGUACGUGCUUCACAUUCUUCCAAACACGGACAUUGUCCUCGUGUUCGUCAUAUCGCUCCUCUACGGCUUCACGGUCGUCAUGUUCAGCUUCAUGGCAACGCCUUUUUUCAGCAAGUCCAAGGUGGCUGGCUCGGUGGUGGGACUGAUGAUGCUGCUCUUCAGCUUCUUCUACAUGCUGUCGGUGUUCCUCAGAGGCAGGGUCUCGACCUGGGUCUUCUACGUGAUCGCCCUGCUCUCGCCGGCAGCAUUCACCCUUGGCAUUGAGCGGAUCAGCCAGAUGGACGUGAUAGGUUCUAUGCGAUUUCGGGAUGUCUUUGAAGACGGCUUCUCCGUGGGGAGCUCUAUGCUGAUGCUCCUCUUUGACAUUUUCCUCUACGGCUUUCUCGCCUACUAUUUCGACGCUAUCAUCCCAGGGGAGUUCGGCCAGAGUCGCAGCCCCUGGUUCAUCUUCAGGUGUUUUGCUCCUUGGAAGGCGAAGGAAGUUCACGACAAAUCCGCCAAGUCCGAGAUUGCUCCGAACGCCGAUGUGGAAGACCGCCCUGCUGAACUUCUCGGGCGAGAAGCCAUCAGAAUACAGGAUCUGCGCAAGGUGUUCCACUCGUGGCGCCAAGAGCCCGUGGUGGCCGUGGACGGCAUCAGCCUGUGCAUGCACGAGGGACAGAUCGCGGCGCUGUUGGGCCACAACGGCGCCGGCAAGAGCACGCUGCUCAACAUGCUGGUGGGCACGCUGAGCCCGUCCCAGGGCACGGCGCGCAUCUACGGCCUGAGCACCGAGGACACCGAGGACGUGGCCCAGAUCCGCUCCAUGCUGGGCGUCUGCCUCCAGGAAGACAUCCUCUUCGACGCGCUCACGGCCAGGCAGCACAUCACGUUCUUCGCCAGGAUGAAGGGCAUCCCCAAGAGCUGCAUCGACGAAGAGGUGGAGAACAUUCUCAGAGAACUGGAUCUUACGGACAAAGCGGACGUGCCGGCGGUUAAACUCAGCGGAGGACAGAAACGAAAGCUUUCUGUGGGAAUUGCGCUGAUAGGCGAUCCUAAGAUAGUGUUUCUCGACGAACCCAGCAGCGGCAUGGAUCCUUACUCCAGGCGUCAUCUUUGGAGUCAACUCCAGAAACGCAAAGAAGGCAAAGUCAUCGUUCUCACCACACACUUCAUGGACGAAGCGGAUAUUCUCGCAGACUGGAAAGCCAUCAUCUGCAAAGGGAAACUACGCUGUGCGGGCACGUCGCUGUUUCUCAAGAAUCGCUUUGGAAUUGGAUACCAUCUGACAAUGGUGAUCGAAAAUGGCUCGGACAAGGCCGCCAUCACCCAGCUGAUACAGCAGUUCGUGCCGAAUAUUACCGUGUAUCGGACGACGAGCACCGAGAUCGCCUUCAUCCUUCCUAUGGACAGUACGUACAACUUCGCCAACCUCUUCGGCGCCAUCGAAUCUGCCGUCAGCGACGAGGCCAUGGGCAUCAAGAGCUACGGGAUCUCGAUGACCACGCUUGAGGAGGUCUUCCUCAAGAUGGGCGAGGUGGAGAAGCCGGAGGAUCUGCAUCUCCGCGACAUUCAUCAACAUUACCAGAAAGAGAUCGAAGAGAUGGAACUCCUUAAGACCACCGGCGAAGCCAUGCCAAUCACGACUGUGGUUCCCAAUGCGUUCCAGUCAUUCGUCGCCUUCUUCAAGGUUCGGAUGCUGCUCUUCCUCCGCGCCCCGAUGCACGUGGUGCCCUUGGUGGUACUGCCCGUCAUCAUGGUGGUACUGAGCUACUCCUUUCUCUCCAAGAGCGAAGUUCCCGUCAACAAGCUUGGCCUGCUCACCCCAGAAUUCUAUCCGGACGGCAACAUUAUCGAAGCCUAUCGGGUACCGAGCUCGGAAGAUAGUCUAAUCGAAAUCUAUGAGAAGGCCAUGGAAACGCUCAACAUGACCGUACGGUGGAACAAUGGCAGCCCUCUUCUCGAAAAUAUUCCUCCUGGAAGUUACUACGCGCAGAUUCCAGACAACCUUGGGGCCGAAAACAAGUACCUGAACCCGCUGGUGAUGCUCAUCAACGACUCGUACGUGCACACGCUGCCCAUCCUGCAGUCGCUCACCUUCAACACGCUGUUCGCGGUCUCCGAGAAGUCGGCGGACGCGCUGAGCCGUCGCCGCGUGCAGCUGUCGUCCUACCCGUGGCCCCAGAGGGGAGUCGAUACGGUUUUCGACCCGCAACUCUACACCUGGACGAUGAUGAUGAGUGUGGUGAUCGCCUACAUGCCGUCGCUCAUCACCGUCGAAGUGGUCGAGGACAGGCAGAACAAGGUGAAGAACCAGUUGCGCGUGUCCGGGCUGCUCUUCUCGGGCUACUGGUUCACGGUUCUGCUGAGUCACGCCAUCCUCUACCUGCUGUCCAUGAUACUCACGGUGGUGGCCCUGGUGGUCAUGGGCGUGCCCUUCCUCACCGAGCCCGUGGCCGUCCUGGCCAUCGUAAUCCUGUUCCUGCUCUACGUGCCGGCGUCUCUGCUCGUCUGCUACGUCCUCACCCACCUCUUCAACAAGCACGAGACCGCCAAGGGAGUGCUGCCCUUCCUCAGCUUGCUGUGCUCCAUGUUCCCGGCCGUGCCUGUCACCAUCCUGGACAUGAUGGGCUCGUCUCGUAGCGCCACUGCCCUUCACACCGCACUCUGUUUACUGGUUCCCUUCUACAUCCCAAACGGAGGCCUCUACUAUAUAAUCAAGACGUCGGUCAUCAUCGACACGAAAGCGUCCAACGGAUAUCCGACGAACCGCUGGAUGUACUUCGAGUGGGAGAGCAACAUCCUCAUCACAUACAUCGCGUGUCUGCUACACAUCGCGUUGCACUACUUCCUGCUGCGCAUCGCCGACAUCGCCAAGGCCGGGGGUCGGGUCGCGGACGCCUUCUGGAUCACGAGGCGCAUCAUCGACAUCACGCCCAACUCCGACCUCCCCGAGAAGGAGGACGACGACGUGAGAAACGAGCGGCGCCGUGUCGCUGACAUGGACGUCAGCCUCAUGCCCAAGCCUCCCGUGGUGUACGUGCACGAGCUGCGCAAGGUGUACGAAGGAGGGAGCCAGUGCCGGCCCCGGCACAGCGUGAAGGUGGCCAUCCACAACCUGUCCCUGGCCAUCGACACGGGAGACAUCUUCGGCCUGCUAGGGCCCAACGGGGCAGGCAAGACGACCACCAUGAAGGUCAUCGUCGGGGAGGAAAGUCCUUCCAGCGGGAGGGUGGCCGUGGGCGGUUUCGAGAUCACGUCCAACAUGUGCCAGGCGUUCAAGAUGCUGGGCUAUUGUCCCCAACACGACGCCCUCUGGAACAACCUCACCCUUCAGGAGCACCUGCAUCUCUUCGGUGCUCUCAGGGGAAUCAAGUCCCAAGAGAUCGGCCCCGCCACUGCGUGGUUAAUGGAGAAGCUGAACAUUCAAGAGCACGCUGCAAAGCGAGCGAAACAACUCUCCGGCGGAACGAAGCGGAAGCUGAGCUACGCCAUCAGCAUGUUGUGCAAGCCACGCGUCGUGCUGCUGGACGAGCCGUCGACAGGCAUGGACCCCCAGUCCAAACGCUUCCUCUGGGAUACCAUAUGCUCGACGUUCCCCCAGGGGGGCGACCGGGGGGCGCUGCUCACCACGCACUCCAUGGAGGAAGCGGACGCCCUCUGCACCAAAGUGGGCAUCAUGGUCCGAGGUGCACUGAGGUGCCUCGGCUCGACCCAGCACCUGAAGAACAGGUACGGAGCCGGAUACACGCUGGACAUUAAGAUGCAGCGGCGAGACGGCGCCUGGGAGAAGAACCUGGGCAACCUGAAGACGUACAUCAAGGACGUCUUCCCGAUGGCCAAGCUCCGGGAGGGAUUCCAAGACAGGCUCACGUACGACAUUCCCCAGGCCGGCGUAACUUCGCUUGCCAACGUGUUCGUGGCCAUGGAUGACGCCAAGGUCAAGUUUUCCAUAGAAGAAUUCAGCUUCAGCCAGACGACCUUGGAACAGGUGUUCCUUGGAUUCGCCAAAGAGCAGGAACUCGGACAAAGCGACGAGGACGGCCACAUACAAGCAUGAGCUCAGUGUCUGUUUUUC